Onychostoma macrolepis is the source of this 1899-nucleotide messenger RNA. RefSeq names its product STN1 subunit of CST complex (gene stn1). The record is from RefSeq and is a predicted model, not a curated record. Gene Ontology annotation, biological process: telomere capping; double-strand break repair via homologous recombination; DNA replication. Lineage: Eukaryota; Metazoa; Chordata; Actinopteri; Cypriniformes; Cyprinidae. The transcript has 9 exons. Gene Ontology annotation, cellular component: CST complex; site of double-strand break; DNA replication factor A complex. Gene Ontology annotation, molecular function: single-stranded telomeric DNA binding. Bases 209 to 1315 code for a protein of 368 amino acids.
GUGACUCAACUGCGCAGAGAGCGGAAAAACACAAACAUGACUUCUUGGGUUCAUCAGGCUCCAGCAUUGUUUAUUUCCUGUUGCUGCGGUAUUUAGUAAAGCAAGCUAAGUUUAAUCGAGGUCACCCCAGAAGCGCGGAGAUUUGCUGUCGUGUUUAUGCUUCUCUUAGUUUUCGGUGCUUAACUUUGUGCUGUCACAGUGAUGUCCGAUGGCAGUGAAUCCCGGAGAUGCUGAUGCUGAUGAGCUGCCGUCUGUGCUGUGGGGUCUGGACCCCGUCUUCUCCGCAUACUCGAGACUCUACAUCACUGACAUCCUACAGAUGAAAGAGUCCAGACAAGUACCUGGAGUUUAUUUCUACAAGACUCAUCCAAUCUUCAAGGUGGAUGUACUGGGGACAGUUGUUUACAAGAGGGAGAGAGAAGAUUUCUACUGCUAUGGAGUGGAUGAUAGUACUGGUGUCAUAAACUGUCUUUGUUGGAAAGAUGAGAAAUACAGUGAUCAAGGAGAAUCAACUAAAUCCAGAGAUCCUAGUGGAUCCUCCAGAGGAUUUAACAUUGAAGAUGAACUCAAACGGCUGAAAGAGACUGAACAGAAGAGCACUGUGCUGGAGAUCGGAGACCUGCUGAGGGUACGAGGAACCGUCAAAACCUCCAGGGAUGCGAGGGAGAUCAGCGCCACUUCCUUCUAUAAAGUAGAUGACCCUGUGAUGGCAGAGCAGAUAUCGCGUAUGCUGGAAAUGCCUCAGGUGUACAGAAAGUGCUAUGAUCAGCCCUUCCAGAUGCCAGGAGAUGACCUGGGCGGCACAGCAGCAGGUGGUUCCUCGCGUUUCCACUAUUUGCUAUCUCGGGCCGUUCUCACCCUUAAGGAGUUCUUCUUAGAGAAAGAGGUUGCCAGGUUUCGUCCAUACGAUGUUGAGUUCCUCUUGCAUCCGCUGAUCCAGAGUUCUUCAGCAGAACAGGAGUCAGAUCAGCCCGGGACGUCAUUUGCCACACAAAUUCGAAACCUUCUGAAAGAGACUCUGAGUGUUCUCCAGGAUGAGGGACAAAUAUUCCGGAAAAUACGGACCCAGGAUGAAGUCUACAAUGUGACAGAGCAAGACAAAGAUCUUCACACAGCGAUCAAGGAUGUUUUACGAGAGGAUACCAAACGGGAAAAAUAUGCUGAGAAAGGAUGCCAUGUCCUGCAUAUUUUGUCCAGCGUGAGGCAGCGCUACAGCCAAAAUCUGAGUCGAGAGGUGCUGGAGGUUGCCCUGACGUUCUUAGAAUGCAAUAGUGACAUAAUAAGCACAACAGAAGCACACUACACUGUUUUGUAGCGUCAUUUUUUAAAUUCCAUAAAAUAUAAUCAGUGUUAAAAAACAAUCAUGAAGACGUGUUAUUUAAAUAAUUAAAGUCAGUUUUAUACAUAAUUGAUUGUUUUUAUUUAUUUAUUUAUUUUUUAAUCGUUUCCCCCCCCAAUGGUUCAGAAUAAGAAGAGCAUACAGACAUAUUCAAGCAUUAUUCCUAAUGUCAGAUUAUCUCUUUAAUAGCUUAAACAAACUUUUAUUAAUUGAGUAUUUCUACUGUUUAACCCAAAUGUUAUAGCCCUGUUAAAAAGAUGGGCUGACGCUGUUGCUAGGUAUGACACAGCCUUUUGAAGACUGAUUGGUUGGUUGUCAAUGAAGGAAAUAAAAGAGCGCUUUUAAGUGUAGGGUCUAUUAUAAGCCUUCACUUUGAAAUUAUAGGCGUAAUUUUUCCUGUUUUACUAUACACACAGACACAUUGUAUACAUAUACAUUGUAAAUGUAUAUAUAUUCUUUAUUUUUUUAUUUAUUUACCAUGCUGUUAGUGUCGUAGGCUACUUACCGUAUUUGAUAAUAAAUGAACAGCGACACAAUAAGGUAAUUGUUUGUGUGAUCAC